Molecule: messenger RNA, 6644 nt
Organism: Columba livia (rock pigeon)
Lineage: Eukaryota; Metazoa; Chordata; Aves; Columbiformes; Columbidae
Gene: PARP14
Product: poly(ADP-ribose) polymerase family member 14
Exons: 17
Coding region: 16-5739 (1907 amino acids)
Biological process (GO): negative regulation of gene expression; protein poly-ADP-ribosylation
Cellular component (GO): cytoplasm; nucleus
Molecular function (GO): RNA binding; NAD+ poly-ADP-ribosyltransferase activity; transcription corepressor activity
Source: RefSeq, a predicted model, not a curated record
CGGCACAGAGACAUUAUGCAGAGGGUGUUCUCGGAAAUCCUGCCGGGGACAGGAGCGCAAGCGUGCGGGUGUGAAGCCGUGCCCGGCCGCCCGGGGCAGGUGUGUGCUGACAGCCGGGAGGGGCACGGACCUGGUCCCGCAGCAGCGCCCAUCUCGGCCCUCGCUCCCCCCCGGCGGGCAGGGCCCCACCGGCUGACCGCCUCCAGCCCGCCCCGCCGGGAAACAAAAGUGAAAGCCAACGGGGAGACGAGCCGGGCGGCCAUGGCGGGGCACGGACGGGGCACCUUCCCGCUGCUGGUGCGCGGAGACUGGGGCGCCGCCGAGCCGCCCCUCGCCCUGAGGAAGAAGCUGCUCUGCUACUUCCAGAGCCAGAAGCGCUCGGGCGGCGGCGAGUGCGACCUGCGGGCUGGGACCGCGACCGGCGACCUUCUGGUCUGCUUCGCCUGCCCCGAGGUGAGGCAACGAGUUCUUGGGAGACAGUCUCAUGAGCUUUAUUUGGGAGAAAAAAGAAAAUUGAAGUUGAUUGUCACAGAGCCUGAAACAGCACUAACUGCUCAAGAGGAGGCAUUGGAAGAAAAAUUAGUUCCCACAAAGGCUCUGGGUGCCAUGAGCAGCCUUCAAACAAAAGGUGACACAGAAGCCUUGCAGAAGGUGGGGAGUCUUGUUCCAAACAGUGAACUCCAGGAGGAAGCUGGCUGUGCAGGGGACAUCGCAGAAAAGCCUGCAAAGGCCUCAUCUUCAGUGGUGUUUGAAAACAUACAAGGUUGCAGUCUAAAGUGCCUACGUAUGCUGUUGGAGAACAUCAGCAACCUGUCAGUAGAUGAUGACUUCACUGUGGAAGUGAUACCUGAAAUAAAUGUUGCUGUAGCCAGAUUUAUAAAAAGUAUUGAUACUGAAGAAUUUGUCAAAAACUGUUCACAAAACGAAAGAAUUAAAGCAUUCAAAAUGACUGCCAGGCUUCUUGAAUUGACCCAGAGCAUCAAGGUUGAAAACCUGCCAGCCGGCGUUUCUGCAGACUUCAUCACCAUUUAUUUCGAGAAUGUGCGGAACGGAGGGGGGCCUGUGUCAGACAUUCGGCUCUUCCCCGAGGAGAACUCGGCCAUCAUUACUUUCUGUGAUCACAAAGAUGUAAACACUGUCUUGGAAAAGCAGCAUUUUCUGGAGCAAACACCGAUUUCUGUGCAUCCAUAUUACCACUCCCUGGGAACAGCUCUCUAUGGAGACAGACCAAGUAUCAAGAUGCCAGACCCCAUUGGGGUGCCACUAGAUCCGUACGUCUGGCAGUUCUUGCAGAGGCAGCCUGAACUGAUCCAAGAGAUCAACCAGGAAAUGGCAAUUUGCGAUUGUGAGCUGAAAUGGCCACAGGCCACAGACUGCGCACACCCAGAAAUUAUGUUGUGCCCAUCGUCAUCUCUCACCGAGCAGAAAAAGGCAAUGAUUAAGUUGAUCAAGACAUGGAAGCAACAUGCUUCUACUGAGUUCUCAUGCAUCAUGUCACGUUACGUAGCUGUGAAGUGUCAAGUGAAUUCAGAGGAUUGGGGAGAUGUGAAAAACAGAUUGGUGAAAAAUGUUGCUUUGAUCAUAACUGAUAUUUCUAAGGAGAUGGUGGUGAUUGCAGGCAAGAGAGCAGCAGUGGACAGUGCAGAGAAAGAAGUGAGGGAAUGCAUGGAAAAAGCCAUGAAGGAAAGUAAAAGGGAAAAUCAAAGCAUAGAAAUUUCUGUGGAAGUGAUGCCAAGCAAGUAUGCCAUUCUGCGCAAUGCUGGGCUGGAAGAGAAUAUUCACAAAGAAUAUCCGUGCUUAAAGGUCUUUUAUGAUGACACAAAAAAAGCUCUUUGGUUGUGUGGAUUACCUGUAGAAGUAUAUAAAAUCAAAGCUGACUUACUGGAAAAGAUAUUGAACAUGCCAUGUACAGCAGUUGCCAUUGAUCCCCAUGUUUUCUGCUAUCUACAGUGGGUAGAUAAUAAAACAAUCUCAGAGACUUUAUUCAGUAGGGAAAAAAUCAAUGCUUUUUAUGAGCUUGAGGGUGAUACUGUGUUGCUAUUUGGACAUGCUCCAAAAGAUCUUUUAGAAGCAGAAAAUCAAAUAAAGGCAAGCUUAGAAUAUAGGUGCAUUAAUGUGGAGGAUGGUGAGGUCACUAAAAAGGAGCAGUGGAGGAGUCUUCUUGCCUCCUUGCAUAAGAAGUACAAUUCUUCCCUGGAAACUCUACUUAUCAAUGAGCCUGUUGGAAAAGAAAAUAAAGUGAUUAUUGCUGGGUUUUCUAAGGCUGUGACAGAAGUUUAUCAGAAACUUAAUGAUUUUAUAGAAAGAAACACACAUGUGGAAAAAGUAAUCAUGGCUAAGUCAGCAGUGGUAGUGCAGUUUGUAGAGGAGGAAAAAUCCGAUGUUUAUCGUGGAUUGAGGAAGAAAGACGUGACAGUAUGUUUUGACACCAAGAGACCUUGUAUUGUCCUGAGCGGCCCAAGAGCAGAAAUGGCAAAAGCAGUCACCACAUUUGAAAAUAUUUUCUCAUCCCUUUACUCGAAAAAUGUGCCAAUUGAUAAACCGGGAGCCAAAGCAUUCUUCACUGAAAGGAAAGAUUCAUAUGUUCUAGAGGCAAAGCAGAAAUUUAGCUGUUUGAUUAGGCUGGAAGAAGAAAAACAACAACAGCAACAACAGAAGGGUGAAAAAGUUGAUGAUCCAGAGAAAAGAAAGCUCUACUACAAGACAAGGCUGCCACAUGGAGCUGUAGUAGCAGUAUAUAAAGGUGACUUGUGUAAUUACCCAGUUGAUGUUGUGGUGAACGCAUCUAAUGAAGACCUCAAACACAUCGGUGGCCUUGCUGAGUCUCUGCUGAAAGCGGCCGGCCCGGAGCUGCAGCAGGAGUGUGACGAGCUGGUGAGGAGGAACGGGAGUUUGCAGCCCGGGUGCGCCGUGAUCACGGGCGCUGGGAAACUGCCCUGCAAGAACGUCAUUCACGCCGUUGGGCCCAGGUGGAGGAAGGAGGAAGCAGAAAAGUGCAUGUUCCUGUUAAGAAAGACAGUGAAGAAUAGUCUACAGCUAGCCGAAACAUACAAUCAUCGUUCCGUAGCUCUGCCUGCCAUAAGUGGAGGGACUUUUGGCUUCCCACUGCAAACAUGUGCAAAUUCCAUUGUAUCCUCCAUCAAGGAGACCCUGGAAGAAUCCAUGGGGGACAGCAGCUUGAAGGAGAUUCAUCUUGUGGAUGAUGUGGAAGAAACAGCUCAGGUUCUGAGUAAGACGGUAAAAAAAGUCUUUACAGCUAAAUCCUCCUCCUUGGUGAGGAGCUUGGGGAACCAUAAACCGAGAGAAAGCCAGGAGAAGAUAAAAGAGGAUCUGCAGAUAGCCAGGGAUGAUCUGAAGAUGGUUACCACAAAUGAAGGACUGCGCAUCCAAGUAGAAGAGAAAAACAUUCAGGAGGCCACGACGGACGUUAUUGUCAACAGUGUUGGCACAGACCUGAAGUUUGGCGUGGGGGCUCUUUGCAGAGCCUUGCUGGAAAAGGCUGGACCAGCGCUCCAAGUAGAGUUUGAUGAAGAAAAACAAAGACAGGCUGCUGGUCAAGGGCAUGUGCUCUGCACCAGUGGAUGUGCUCUGGCCUGCCAGUCCGUGCUUCAUGCCAUACUUCCCAUGUGGGAUGGAGGAAAAGGACAGGCCCUGAAGACCCUAGAAGAUAUAAUCAAUUCCUGUUUGAAGAAAACUGAAGAACUUGGACUGAAAUCGAUUGCUUUCCCAGCUAUUGGAACUGGAGGAUUUCAAUUUCCUAAUCUCCUUGUUUCUAAGUUAAUGUUUGACGUGGUAUUGAAGUUCAGUAGUAGUCACGCUCGCAAGACUCUCCAGGAAGUUCAUUUUUUCUUGAAUCCACCAGAUGCGGAUAACAUUCAGGCUUUUACCACUGAACUGGAACUUAGGGUGGCUGAAAGUUGCAAUGCUGCAGCGCCGCAGUCCAGAUUCAUUAAGCCUGUUUCAACUGAAGUACUGGGAGUUCAUGAAAUGCAGAUUGGUUCCAUUACCGUCCAAGUAAUUACUGGAGAUAUUACCAAGGAAGAUACAGAGGUUAUUGUAAACAUAUCAAAUCCAACAUUUGAUGCCCAAGGAGGAGUCUUCAAAGCAAUUAUGGAUGCUGCUGGUUCCCAGGUAAAAGAAGAAUGUCGUCAAUAUGCUGGGCAGCUGCAAAGUGGCUUUAUUACUACAGAAGGUGGAAACCUGUUGUGCAGUAAAAUCAUCCACUUGAUUCACAACAACAACGUGAAGAGUCAGGUCACCAAAGUGCUUAACGAGUGUCAGCUAAGGAUGUACAAAUCUGUCGCCUUCCCAGCAAUUGGAACAGGUCGGGCAGGACAGAAGCCAGCAAAGGUCGCUGAUGACAUGCUGGAUGCUAUAGUGGAAUUUGCAAGCAAAAGAUCAGUGCAGCAUUUGCAAAAAAUUAAAAUUGUCAUCUUCCAGACAAAUAUGCUCAGUGACUUUUACGAAAGCAUGAAGGCAAGAGAAGAUUCAGAUUCACACACAAAAGAUUCAUGGAUGUCUCUGUUGAAAUCAUUUUUUUGGCCCCCCCAAAAAUCCACUGAGAAGAAAAAGCCUGUGGUUUUGGAGAAGAAAGUUGAUUUAGCCACGUUUCAAAUUUGUGGAGAAAGCCAGAAAAAUGUGGAUGCAACUGAGUCGUGGAUAAAGGAUUUAAUUUUAAAGGAACAGUUUGAAAACGUUAUCUCAGAUGAGCUAAUUGGAAAUUUUGAUGAGAGACAAAUUGCAGCUUUGGCAGAAAUCCAGAGAAGAAAUCAUGUUACCAUUCACCUUGAAAGUGAACUUUCACCCCCUUGCAUUAAAAUUUCUGGUAUUAGCAGGGAUGUUGGUUUUGUUUCCGUGGAAGUUCAAAAAAUGAUACAAGAAAUGAAGGAUACUGAAGAAGAACGAUCCAGGGCAGAACUUGUUUAUAACCUGGUAGAAUGGAGGUAUCCAGGAAGCAAUGAUAACUUUGUCGCUUUUGAUAAACUGACAAAUAUGCAGCUGGAGGAUGCCAAAAUGGCUAACAAAACACAUCUGACUGUCAAAAUUAAAAAGAAGAACUACAAGGUGGAUCUGAAUACUCUACAGGCUAAUGAUGGCCAAGGAGAAACUAUAAGCAUUCAACGUGUGCCAAAGAAUGAAAAUAAACUGCCUGUGCAGUGGGAAGACAUGCAAGCGCAACAGGUCAAACUGGUGGAUCUCAAGCCAUCAUGUCAGGAAUACCGGAAUGUUCAGGACAAAUUCAAGAAAACUUGUCCCAACUUUGUCAUAGAGAAGAUUGAAAGAAUACAAAAUCCCAUCCUCUGGCAGACAUACCAAACAAAGAAAAUAGCUGUCUAUGCUAAGAACAAAUACAAAGUUAAUGAGAGGUUGCUAUUUCAUGGGACAGCUGCAUCCUCACUGAAGACGAUCAACUACUCUGGAUUUAAUCGUGGGUUUGCUGGAAAGAACGCUGCGAACUUUGGAAAUGGAACCUACUUUGCUGUUGAUGCAUGUUAUUCUGCUCAGGAUAUUUAUUCCAAACCGGACACGAAUGACAGAAGAUACAUGUACUUGGCCCGGGUCCUCACUGGGCAAUACUGUGCUGGGAGCAAAGGACUAAUCAUGCCCCCACCAAAAAACCCAGCAGAUCCUACAGACCGCUAUGACAGCGUGGUUGAUGAUGUGAAUAACCCAACAAUGUUUGUCAUAUUUAAUGACCAUGAGGCAUAUCCCGAGUACCUUAUUACUUUCAAAAAAUAGAAUAUUCUUACUAGUCGGGGAAAUUUCAGUGCCUUUUACAUGUGGGAACUAACAGGGCACUUUCUGAUCCUUGUUUGCAUCUAGCCAUCUUAAACAAAGUGGUUAUUUAUCUAUGUUUUUAAAUAUGUCUUGAAAUUAUCAACACAAUGAGGCCAGGAUAAGAAAAUAUUAGGAUUCUAUGAUUCUAUCUCAAUAGUCACAUUUUAAAUUUAGUUAUUGAGAGAUGUAGGCAAGAACUGUGAGAACAGCCCCGAUCUCUUCCUACACAAGGUCAGGGCAUCUAUGGAUGUUCCUGUUUCCAGUAUUCACCAUAAAGCCCCAAGUGGCUGGCUGCCUGUGAGGAUUUAUUUAAAAUACUCCAUGUUGGGAGAAUAACUUCACUCACCAACAGAGUUUUCAGUCAUUCUCAGACAUCCACUCACCCUUGUUGGUGUUAAGAGUCCUGAAGAAAAAAAGUCCAGUAUUGAACCUACACUUUGCAUUCAUUGUUAAACUCCUCCUUAUUCUGUUGUGCCAUGCUUUGUUAUUCCCUAGGUAUAUAUUCCUAUAUUCAUACCCAUUUCUUAGGGGAAUUCUCCAUGGUCCCUCGCAUUACAUACAUGCAACUUCCACGUACAAAGUCUUUGCUUCGGCAGUUUUCAAGACAGUAAAGAGGGACUUUUAAUUUCUUCUGUUCAGUACCAAAACAUUAACCCUUCUGUAGAAUUAGCAAUUUGCAGAGUGAAACUUACAAGAGCAUAACUCAGUUAUCACGCUUCAACCAUUUUAGAAUUUUUAGAGUUCUGUAAAGCAAUAAAUAAUGGCAUUUGUACAUCUUUGCAAGCUAUACACUUAAAUACAGUGAUAAUCUUACAACUGCCAAUCAAAAGCCAUAUACAUCACUUUAAUAAAAGUAUUUUCAAACA